Messenger RNA from Lipotes vexillifer (Yangtze River dolphin), 1155 nucleotides. It is a transcript of the gene FAM217B, whose product is annotated as family with sequence similarity 217 member B. Bases 1 to 1155 code for a protein of 384 amino acids. The record is from RefSeq and is a predicted model, not a curated record. The transcript is spliced from 2 exons. Lineage: Eukaryota; Metazoa; Chordata; Mammalia; Artiodactyla; Lipotidae.
AUGAAUGCAGGCCCCUCUUGGAAUAAAGUACAGCGUCCAAAGAAUUCAAGAAAAAGGCAGAGUAAAUCCCAAGUCCCCCAUAUCUCGUCCCAGCUGAAAAGCAGUCUCGGAGGAUGUGUCCCCCAACCAACUGAGGAUAAACUGAAGGAAAGCAUUUCCCCGGAAGGAAACCCCAAAAGGAGUCCCCUUGGCUACAGGUGUCGGGGGUCCUCAGGGAACAAGUUGUUUCUGGACUUUCAGACUAUGAAAAUUAUCAAAGAAGAUGCUGAGGAGGACAGUGCCAGUGACCUCUCUGAUUCAGAAAGAAUCCCCGUCCCCCCUCCUCCCCUCACACCUCCAGAUCUUCACCUUCGAGCCGAAGAGAUUGAUGCGGUUCACUUCGAUCUGCACCCAGGGCAGGGUCCCACCCAACAGCCCGAAUACUCUUACCCUGACUUCCUCCCGGCCCCAUGUAACUCCUGGGACCUGCGGGACAUGGCUGUGCUCCUACACUCUGAGCGCAGGACAGAGGCAGUGCCCAGACCUGGAGGGCUGCUGGGGAAGUACAUCGACAGGCUUGUCCAGCUCGAGUGGCUGCAGAUCCAGACAGUCCAGUGCGAGAAAGGAAAGGGGGCCAAGGCGAGGCCUCCCACUGCCCCUGGGACCUCGGGGGCACUGAAAAGCCCUGGGAGAAGCAAGCUGAUUGCCAACGUUCUGUCCAGGCCUCAGCAGGAAGGGCCUCCGAAGUCAGGCCCUUCACGAAAGAAGGACGUGCACCGCGCAGAAGUCCAUCCGUCCUAUUACACAUGUGAGGCUUCCACCAAACCCCUCGAUAUGCUGAGUAGCAGCAGACUGUGUUCUCAGAAGCAAACCCUGGACGUGCAGACAGAGGAGAAGAAAAAGAAAUCCAACAAGAGCUCCAAGCUGCAGCACUGGGAUCUGUCCUGUGGGGACAGCGGCAACCCUAAGAUCGAGAGCAGCGUGAACCUUCGCCUUCCCAGGCAGCCAGCGGUGAUCGGGGACUCCACGGACACCUUCAAGGCCUCCAGAGCGCCAGCACAUGCAAGUCUUAAGCAAAAGGGAAAUGCAAAUAAUUGUGCUCGAGCCACUGUAUCCAGCGAGAAAAAGCUCAAAACAAAUGGAGUAAAACAAAACACACACAAAUUCAAAUCAUAA